CACGAUGGCUGCACUACAGAUGCCUUGGCAUCCCAAAAGGAACUCUAGAACAGCUAGGCAUCACAUGGAAAUGUUGCAGCCCCCAAAUGUCACAAAGUAUUAUAAGACUACCUGUGGGUUUUGCCUUGACAACGGAUGAGAUUGCCCAAUUCCAGCCUGGGGGAUGUUGCACUAUGGAUGGAAUUAAUUUUUUCAUUUUCACCCAGUGCAGGUUCAACAGCACAUUAGUGCUGAAUGCUACCACUUCCCAACUGUUCCUCAAUGACAUCUCGUAUGCUGGCCAUGAGGAAGUUCACCGGAGAUGGAACCCUUUCCUUGGUUCCACUGUUGAACAUGUUGUGGUUCCAGUCCUCCAUUCGGAGCACUGGAUCCUUCUACAUUACGCUGUUGGAGAAAGGAUGGUAAAGUGCUAUGAUUCGCUAAACACAGGAAAGGCGGUGAAGACCUCAUACCAACAAUAUAUCUGCAGAUUUGUAAAAUAUUUCAAUGGCAUAAGUAGGACAUUUGGUUUUGAGCCUCUAAAUGAGGUGGGGAUAAGA
Molecule: messenger RNA, 539 nt
Organism: Owenia fusiformis
Lineage: Eukaryota; Metazoa; Annelida; Polychaeta; Sabellida; Oweniidae
Source: the annotation of a GenBank genome assembly